Molecule: messenger RNA, 1562 nt
Organism: Theobroma umbraticum
Lineage: Eukaryota; Viridiplantae; Streptophyta; Magnoliopsida; Malvales; Malvaceae
Gene: DWA1
Product: DWD (DDB1-binding WD40 protein) hypersensitive to ABA 1
Biological process (GO): mRNA export from nucleus
Cellular component (GO): transcription export complex; THO complex
Molecular function (GO): protein binding
Source: RefSeq, a predicted model, not a curated record
UCCAACAUUUCCCACCGGUCUCUUCUUCAAGCUCUGGAGUUACGAUGGUGACAACUGAUGAAGGCAAAGCUGCUCGGAGCCCCAGCGAGCACGAAAGCCGUGCCUCAUAAACAUUCAAAUUAAGAAAAAUGUGCGGGGAUGCAACAAAUUGGGACGAAGAAGCGUACAGGGAGAGCAUAUUGAGGGAAAGAGAGAUCCAAACCCGAACCGUGUUCCGAACCGUUUGGGCUCCUUCCUUAAACCCUAAUCCGGAAUGUGUCGUCGUCGCCUCCAGCGAUGGUUCGAUCGCUUCUUACUCCGUUUCCUCUUGCGUCUCCAAACUCCCGAUUGGUUUUUGCAGUGCUAGAGCUCAACGGCUGUUACCGGCUGAGCCGGAGGGAUUCCUUGAAGGGCAUGAUGGACCGGCGUAUGAUGUGAAAUUCUACGGCAAUGGGGAAGAUUCUUUGUUAUUAAGUUGUGGUGAUGAUGGUAAAAUUAAAGGAUGGAGGUGGAAGGAGUUUACUGAAUCGGAGGUGCCUAUUACCUUCCAAGGAAAUCAUAUGAAGCCAGUUCUUGACUUGGUCAAUCCCCAACAUAAAGGUCCAUGGGGUGCUCUCUCUCCAAUUCCUGAGAAUAAUGCCAUUGCUGUUGAUCCUCAGGGGGGAUCUAUUUUCUCUGCUGCUGGUGAUUCCUGUGCAUAUUGCUGGGAUGUGGAGAAGAGUGAAAUCAAAAUGGUUUUUAAGGGGCACUCAGACUAUUUGCAUUGUAUAGUGGCCCGUGCCUCUUCCAAUCAGAUUAUCACUGGUUCAGAGGAUGGGACUGCACGAAUAUGGGAUUGCAAAAGUGGAAAGUGCAUUAAAGUAAUUGACCCGCUGAAGGACAAGAAGUUGAAGGGACUCAUCUCCUGUGUUAGCUGCAUUGCUCUAGAUGCAAGUGAGAGCUGGUUGGCUUGUGGCAGUGGUCGGAGCUUGUCAGUCUGGAAUCUCCCUGCGUCUGAAUGCAUUUCAAAUAUAUCCAGCCGUGCAUCUAUGCAGGAUGUAGUAUUUGAUGACAAUCAAAUAUUAGCUGUUGGUGCAGACCCUGUACUCACCCGUUUUGAUAUGAAUGGAAUGAUACUUUCACAGAUACAAUGUGCUCCUCAAUCAGCAUUUUCAGUCUCAUUGCACCCAUCUGGUGUUACUGCAAUUGGCGGUUAUGGGGGUCUUGUAGAUGUCAUAUCACAGUUUGGAAGUCAUUUGUGCACAUUCCAUAGCCAUUGUGUUUGAAAGUCACAGAGAUAUACCACAAUCUGGGGGUGGCCAUGAGAACUGAGAAGCCUGCUAAAGAUUAUAGAGCUGAAACAUGUGUUUGAACAGCAUGCCAUAAUCCUCCAAUAGAUUAGCAGGAACACAUAAAUUAUAAUGAUUUGUAGAGGUAAUUACAUUUUGAAUUGCCCAUAAAAUGAUUAUCACAUGUUUUGUGCUGCCAGAUUUAAGUGAGUACAAUGUUGUUGUCAUUUUACUUGUGAAACUCUGUAUCAGAUAAAUGUGGUUACAGUUUGCAUGCACUUUAAGCAACAUGGCAUGAAUACCUUUGGUAUCUAA